This is a messenger RNA of Brassica oleracea var. oleracea, 567 nucleotides long. RefSeq lists its product as uncharacterized. Gene Ontology annotation, molecular function: nucleic acid binding; RNA-DNA hybrid ribonuclease activity. The record is from RefSeq and is a predicted model, not a curated record. NCBI's taxonomy places the organism in Eukaryota, Viridiplantae, Streptophyta, Magnoliopsida, Brassicales, Brassicaceae. The transcript has a single exon. The coding region runs from base 1 to 567 and encodes 188 amino acids.
AUGGCAGAUGUGGAAAGUAGGAUGUGGACGGAGGCACAACUAACCGUAAAGGACCCUAAUUCCUAUACUGGGAAUGUACAUCAAUAUGUGUCUCUAGCCCUGGAAGAGUCUAGAGUUUGUUAUAUUGAUGGCGCUUGGAAAGAAGAUGAUAAGUUCACAGGACAAGGGUGGUUUUGUAGAAAGAGUGGAUCAACAGAGGUCAUGAUGAGGGCGAUGAAUCUUUGUAGAAGUUUGUCACCUCUCCAUGCUGAAUGUGAAGCACUAAUUUGGGCAAUGGAAUGCAUGAAGACCCUCACUUAUUCUGACGUAGUUUUUGCGACGGAUUGUUCUCAGCUGGUGAAGAUGGUGUCGACACUUGAAGAAUGGUCUGCCUUUUCUACACACAUGGAAGAAUUCAACCGAAGUAAGACGUUCUUCUCCCACUUCCGGAUCAGACAUAUUCUUAGAGCACAAAAUACCUUGGCGGACAAGCUUGCACGUGGUGCGAGGAGUUCUCCUUCAGCUUUGCUUUAUGUCGAUUCAACUCCACCGGUUUGGCUUGCUAGAUCGGUUGGAGAUUCUAGUUAG